AUACAUUGCAUAUCUACGGACAUGACAGAACCACUUAGUUGUGUAUAUAUAUGGGCAAUUAUCAUUUUAUUGAGUUUUUUAAUACCAUUGUAAAUAUUCCAUGGUGCAGGUGCGAUGUUGUGUUUCUUUAGGAUGUCUCAAACACAGAUCGAUUUUGGGUGUAUUUUCAACUCCAUAAAAAAAACAGCAGCAGUCUGGGCCUCUCCUUGCCCGAUACAGAUAGUAUUAAUUAGCGGGACUCUUGUCUCGUCCUCGUUCGGAUGAGCACACCGCCGUCUGUCUGCAAUCCUGGGAAAGUUCCAGCGCAGCGGAUGGAUCCCGCACGAAGGCGCUGAGGCUCCAGCCUGACUGACGCCGGGGCUGUGCUGUUCCUCCGGCUCCUUUGCAAACACACACGCUCCACACCUCCACAGCGCGAGCCGCAGAGGGAUACCCUCAACUUACAACAGAAGCGUGUCUUCGGGGUCCUCCUGACAAAGAUGACAGAAACUCUAUCUGGACAUCUGGCUGCGUAACAAGAAGAAGAAGAAGAAGAAGAAGAAGAAGAAGAAAAAAAAGAGAAAAAAACAUUCCCCUGUACCGCAGCUUCUCGAGUUCCUGCUCCCAGCACCAGACACCGGAGUGACAGACCCGGCGGUGAAGAGGCUGCUGGGCUGGAAGCAGGGCGACGAGGAGGAGAAGUGGGCCGAGAAGGCGGUGGACUCGCUGGUGAAGAAGCUGAAGAAGAAGAAGGGCGCCAUGGAGGACCUGGAGAAGGCCCUGAGCAGCCCCGGCCAGCCCAGCAAGUGCGUCACCAUCCCGCGCUCGCUGGACGGCCGGCUCCAGGUGUCGCACCGCAAGGGCCUGCCGCACGUCAUCUACUGCCGCGUGUGGCGCUGGCCCGACCUGCAGUCCCACCACGAGCUCAAGGCCCUGGAGUGCUGCGAGUUCCCCUUCGGCUCCAAGCAGAAGGACAUCUGCAUCAACCCCUACCACUACCGCCGCGUCGAGACCCCAGUGCUGCCCCCUGUGUUGGUUCCGCGCCACAGCGAGUUCAACCCCCAGCACAGCCUCCUGGCCAAGUUCCGCAACGCCUCGCUGCACAACGAGCCCCUGAUGCCCCAGAACGCCACGUACCCCGACUCCUUCCCCCCGCUGCCCUGCAACGUCUUCUCUUCCUCCCCCGCUGGCUCCUACGUCCAAUCGCCGAGCACUGUCAGCUACCCAAACUCCCCCAGCAGCGCCACCGACCCCGGGAGCCCCUACCAGAUGACCGCCGAGACUCCGCCCCCUCCGUACAGCAUGACGGAGACCGCCGCCACCGAGGACAUCAAGCCGGGUGACUCCGCCGCCAAGCUCAUCUUCUCCGCCCCCCACAGAGCGGACCUGCGCCCGGUGUGCUACGAGGAGCCGGAGUACUGGUGCUCGGUGGCGUACUACGAGCUGAACAACCGCGUGGGUGAGACCUUCCACGCCUCGUCGCGCAGCGUCCUGGUGGACGGCUUCACCGACCCCUCCAACAACAAGAACCGCUUCUGCCUGGGCCUGCUGUCCAACGUCAACCGCAACUCCACCAUCGAGCACACGCGCCGGCACAUCGGCAAAGGUGCGUCCCCGAGGGAGAGAUUCGGGUUCCUUUUCGAUUUCAUUUAUUUUUUUUUUUUUUUUUUUUCUGGUUCGGUUCUGUUCUGGUCCAUAGCGUCCUGCUCUGUCCUGCAGUGGUCCGUUCGGUCUCUUGUCCGUAGUCAUAGCAGUGAUCCUGACCUGUGAGGAGCACAUUACUUGUGCAAAAACGUGAGCUAAACCGACACUGAGCACAUGCAGCAAUAGUUGCCAGGGAGUUUAGUGUGCAGAGAAAAUAAUAAUAAUGUAAGGUGGCCUGAUACUGAGAGCCAGCUCUGUGGGGAAUUUUAGUGGGAAUUUUAGAGGGAUCCUGGAAUAUUUCUGUGGGCGUGCCUCUGCUCUCUGUCAUCACUCCAUUAAGCAGAGUGUAAAACUCCCUCAGUCCUCCUUACAGUGUCAGUUCCCAGCUGGCACGUCCCCUCCGGGAGCAGUUACAGCAUCACAAUGGGUUUCCCCGACGACGGCGGUGAUUGACAUUCCCAGGGGCCCGUGGGAGUUGGCCGUGUUUACUUUUCUUCCUGGGGGGGGGGGGCCUCUGUAGAACAAAGACUGCGAUACUGAAAUAAGCCAGACUGGCCUGUUUCACAAGCAUCUCUACAGCUACGGGCCCCACUUGGCAUGUGAUAAAAACACCCAGACAAAGGGGUAAAAAGGGCUUUUGGUAAAUAAAAAAUCUGCAGUGCGUGAGCAAAUACAUUUUGGUAAAGAAGUGUUGAAAUAACACGGCCUGUUUUGGAUGGUAGGACUGAAAUUUUGGGGGGAGGAAAAGCCUUUAUGGUCGUUUCGGGUCGAUUGUUAUUCAGACACGG
Messenger RNA from Anguilla rostrata (American eel), 2411 nucleotides. It is a transcript of the gene smad9, whose product is annotated as SMAD family member 9. Gene Ontology annotation, cellular component: heteromeric SMAD protein complex. Gene Ontology annotation, molecular function: I-SMAD binding; DNA-binding transcription factor activity, RNA polymerase II-specific; RNA polymerase II cis-regulatory region sequence-specific DNA binding. The coding region runs from base 739 to 1749 and encodes 336 amino acids. The record is from RefSeq and is a predicted model, not a curated record. Gene Ontology annotation, biological process: BMP signaling pathway; cell differentiation; transforming growth factor beta receptor signaling pathway. The transcript has 6 exons. NCBI's taxonomy places the organism in Eukaryota, Metazoa, Chordata, Actinopteri, Anguilliformes, Anguillidae.